This is a messenger RNA of Diversispora eburnea, 399 nucleotides long. The record is from the annotation of a GenBank genome assembly. Lineage: Eukaryota; Fungi; Glomeromycota; Glomeromycetes; Diversisporales; Diversisporaceae.
AUGGUUUCAUCAAGCCAACAACAACAAUCCCAACAACAACAAUUCCAACAACAACAUCAACAGCAACAGCAACCGUCACAACAACAGCAACAGCAACCACCACAGCAACAACAGCAUCAACAAUUACCGCAACAGCAAUCUCAACAGAUCCAACAAUUUCAACAGCAACAACAGCAAAGACAACUCCAAUACCAAUUGCAGCAAUUUGGCAGAUAUUAUAUUCAAGAAUACUGCCAACCUCAAUUAGUGAGUGAAAAACUUAAGUUUCCAAAAUACUAUCAUCAAUUCAAAAUCAAAAAUAGGCAACAUAAGGGAUUCGAAGAAUGUGCCAAAGAAGAUGACGAUGACGAUGAUGAUGUUGCUAUUGACAAUCAUGCCGGAAAGAAGCAAAAACUUUAA